UGUAAAGCUGCAACCAACCAUUUGCCCCGGUAGUUCUGCCUUUGGAUUGGUUCACUCUCAAACUACUUGCUCUUGUAUUGCCCACAGCCUGCGUCAUUCAACUUUUCAGAGCCCUAGCUGGCUGAGGGGUUAGGCUGUGUAUCCGGUUGUUUUUUGGAGCAUGCUAGUCAGCGCUUAACUGGAGAGAGAGGGAGCGGGUGAACAAAUGUAACUAUAAUUAUCUGCUGGUUCAGUCAUAGGAAAAUAAGCCGUUAUUAAGAAAACCCUAUAGAAAUAAAGGUCCGUUUUAAUUUGCUUUGGUGUUUAGAUUUUUAGAAAUAAAACUAUUUUUUUAAAAAGAAUAUGGCGGAUAUUACGUGUGGUAGUGCGGACAAGAGCCUGGACGAUUUCUUUGCCAAGAGGGACAAAAAGAAGAAGAAAGGAAAAGAACAAACGGUAGCCCCAGGACUCAUUACCCAAAAGAAGACAAAAAAGGAGAAAGAGAAAUCGACGAAAAACGAGAACCAGGAUACCCAGCAGGAAAAGGAUGAUGAAGAAUGGAAGGAAUUUGAGCAGAAGGAAGUGGACUACUCUGGACUGAGGGUUCAUGCACUACAGCUAAGUGAUGAAAAGGAGGAAGAGGAGUAUGAAAAGGAAGAAAUGGGUGAAGAUGGGGAAAUGGUCAUGAUCAGUGGUGGAGACAAAAUUUCAGGCCCUUGGAAUAAGUCUGCCCCAACACCUACUGCAGCUGCACCUGUCGAAGUUGAAGUUCCAGAGCCAAAGCCUUCAGGUGUGUACAGACCUCCUGGAGCCAGACUGACCACAACGAAGAGAGGGCCUGCACAAGGACCUCCUGAAAUCUUCAGCGACACCCAGUUCCCAUCUCUACAAUCAACCUCCAAGCAUGUAGAAACCAAAAAAGACCGGGAAAUGGAGAAGACAUUUGAGACGGUGAAACACAAAAACAGAGCUAGAGAAGAAGGGGGAGGGAAAGGCCCAUCUCAACAACUGCAGCUUGACAACCAGUACGCUGUUCUAGAAGACAAGUAACUUAGUGUGCACAACUGUUCUUUCCGGAAUGCUGGUACCCAUCUAAUCACCUAUGGUAACUAAACUACAGCUUUGGAUUACAUCUGCCUGUGCAGAACUGGGCCAAAAUGAAUACACUCAGCUGGGAAAGACACAGACCAACCAUAAGGGCCAUCAUGAAAGUGUUAGCUUUAAAGCACUGGAACAUUGAGGAUUUUUUUUUUUUUUUUGGGGGGGGGGGGGCUACUAUGGAUCAUAUUUGUAAAGAAGGUGGUAGCAGCUAACAUGUUUUUACUGUCGCUAUAAAAUGCCAAGUAAAAAAAACAACAAGGAGUUUUAAAAACUACUAUUUUUUGUAAUGUUUCGCAGCCAAUUGGUGGACAUUUUCAUGGCAGUUUUGUUGUGGGAGUUUGGGUCUUAAAGGGUCACUACCUCAGGUGUACGCUGUGCACUAAUGGAUACUGUAUUGACCACAUCUUGUUUGGAACCUCAAGAUUGUAAUUGCUUCACAAGGAGGAUGCUGAAGUGAAACUUAAAGCUGAAGACAUUCUGCCGAAGAAUGGAACGAUGUGAAAAACGGUCAGCCAUAAAGGUUAUGAUCUGCUUACAAGGAAAACAGUUUUUAAGUGGCCUUACUGUAAAAUACAAUUCUGUGCAUUGUCCUCAGAGGAUAAUAUUGCUUUUUAUUUUAUAGGCUGCAAUUGACUGCUUGGAGCACACCACUUUUAAAAAUGGGGGGGAAAAAGAAAGGAAAGAGCUUUCUUUUUAUCCCUUAUGAAAGGAAGUAGUACAGAGCUGUAGUUUUGAUUCAUCUACAGAAUAUAAAUGUAACCAGUGUUACUUUUUGUUCAAUCGGUAAAGCAUUGAGGUUAAGAGUAAAAAAAGGUGCACUCGAAUUUAACAUUUUCACAAGUGCCUACUGGGGCUGUCUCCUGCUAUUUUUCUCCCAAUUAUAAUCGGGUUUAGGUACACCAUAUAGAUCAGAUGUGUUCAAAACAGGUUGUUAGCCUGAAUUUUGAUGACCAUAUCUUUUUUUUUUUUUUUUUUUAAAUUCCUGCAUUGUUGUUUUUGUAAGCACAUCCUAAACGAUUCUGCGUGUUUUAUAAUUGUAGUUUUGCUGAAGAGCAGUUAAAAAAAGCAAUCUGGGGCAUACUUUGGGUAAGGUCCUUCAACUUAUUUUGCUGUGCCUUAUGGUGAAACAUUGAGGCUAAAACCUUACUUUGUGUGCCUUUUUACGGUUUUAUUUAACAAUUCAUGUUUGGUAAAACAAAACUCUUUUGAGUGGUGGUUUAAUGUUUAUUAAAUUGCCAUGCAGAACACAAUUAUAAACAUGCUGUCUCAUCAGCCUGUAGAGGCUAGUUGUUUAUCAAAAUUCAGUUGUUACUAUAUUUUUUUGCAGCCUGGCUGAAGACCUUUUGUUACAUUGAAAUACAAAACUUUACUGGAGGGCAAUAGGGUUAUGACUUCAUACUUGAUUGAUUUUAAUGUGACACCCCUUUUUUUUUGCUGGCACUAUUUGUUUUAAGAGUACUUGCAGGUGGGUGGCGACUAAUUGCACAGAAGUAGAUACCUAAACCCUUUAUAUGACUAGUAUAUUUUGCUUGGGGAAAAUGUUACCCCCCCCCCCCCGCCCCCAAAGAAAAAAAUCAAAAUAUAUGUAUGUAUGUGUGUGUGUGUGUGUGUGUGUGUGUAUAUAUAUAUAUAUAUAUAUAUAUAUAUAUAUAUAUAUAUAUAUAUAUAUAUAUAUAUAUAUAUAUAUAUAUAUAUAUAUAUGAAUAGAACCUUUGUUCCAGAUCCAUACAUUAUUGGGGGGGUGGGGGGGGGGUCUUGAGCAAGUAAGGGCAAAAUUUGAGAAAGCUCCUUUUAAUCUUUACUAGUUGGUGAAUUAACAUUCGAGUAAGAACCAGUAUAUAUAUUUUUGUAUCCAGUAGAAUAUUCUUUGUUGCCAAUAGAAAAUAUAUAUAAUAUACUGAUUUAGGCCGAUUUGAGGAUACACUGCUGUGAAUUUGUUUUUAGGAUGGAUGGAUCUUUGGUUCAGCAUUAACAUCGGGCCUUAAGUUUAAUCUUCACUGCAAUACCAGUUCAUUCUUCCCUGCAACUAAACCUUUCAGAUGUUACAAAAUGAUUUUACCCUAUGUACUGUGCAGAAGAUACUGUCCAUUCAUUUGAUUUUCUGGGACAUGUGUUGUGGCAAUGUCAGAGCAGCUGUAGAAAUAAAUAUUUCAAUAAAUCUGCAAUACUUCAGCAGUUUUUACUUGA
Acipenser ruthenus (sterlet) is the source of this 3267-nucleotide messenger RNA. Its product is annotated as protein CDV3 homolog. The transcript is spliced from 5 exons. Bases 343 to 1029 code for a protein of 228 amino acids. Lineage: Eukaryota; Metazoa; Chordata; Actinopteri; Acipenseriformes; Acipenseridae. Gene Ontology annotation, cellular component: cytoplasm. The record is from RefSeq and is a predicted model, not a curated record.